UCGGCCGAGGAGGACGGGAGCGGACAGGUCCGAGAGGCGGGGGAGGCGCAAGAGGCGUCACCGCUGCCCGAGCCGCCUGAGAUCUUCGUGUGUCCCAUCACCCAGGAGCUGAUGCAGGACCCCGUCAUGGCGACCGACGGGCACACGUACGAGCGGCACGCCGUCGAGCGCUGGUUCGCGACAAGACUCACGAGCCCAAAGACAGGCGCGGCGCUUGACCUGGCCUUGCUUCUGCCCAACCAUGCCAUGCGGCACCAGAUUAUUGAGUGGCGCGAGGCGCAUGGAUGGAAGUAA
This is a messenger RNA of Emiliania huxleyi CCMP1516, 294 nucleotides long. RefSeq lists its product as hypothetical. Gene Ontology annotation, biological process: protein ubiquitination. The record is from RefSeq and is a predicted model, not a curated record. Lineage: Eukaryota; Haptophyta; Isochrysidales; Noelaerhabdaceae. The transcript has a single exon. The annotation marks the transcript as partial. Gene Ontology annotation, molecular function: ubiquitin-protein transferase activity.